AUGCACUCACCCACGCAGCAGGUGAGCUGCAGUCAGGCCGUUCCCGUACUGAGCCUCACGCCCAGUUCUCAACCCUCGUCCCCUCCUGCCCUCCACUCACACGAGCAGGUGAGCGCAGGCCGGUCACUGCCCGUUUCCCCCGUCCCUCGCCAAGCAUCACGCCAACGAGGCAGAGUGAGCUCAGGCGGUUCCCGCGGCGGACGCGAGCGCGCCGCCGCCGCCGCCGGGGCCCCCUGGCCCUCGCAUGAGCCGCACGGCGUCGGUCGGCCUUGGCGCGGCGGCAGCGCCGCUCGCGCUCCGCCCACCAGGAAACGGGCAGCUGACCGCCUGCAGCUCACCUGCCUCGUGGGCCAAGGACGAUAUGGAAGUGUGUGGAAAGGAUCUUAUCAGGAUCGUGAUGUAGCUGUUAAAAUUUUCCCGGCGCAUCAUCGUCAAUACUAUCUUAACGAACGUGACAUUUAUUGCCUUCCAUUCAUGGACUGCCCUGCUCUCUUGUCAUACUAUGGAUGUGAAGAGCGACCUAGUGUAGAAGGUGGUCUGCAAUACUUGCUUGUAUUGUCUUAUGCACCUAAUGGGAGUUUGCAAGAUUACCUUCGCUCACAUACGUUAGAUUGUGCCACAUUUUGUCGCAUGGCUCAAGGUGUAGCACGGGGAUUGGCUCAUCUCCACACAGAUGUACGCAAAGGAGAUAAAGUGAAGCCAUGUGUCAGUCAUCGUGAUCUCAAUACCAGAAAUAUUUUGGUGACUAAUGACCUUGGCACAGUUCUAUGUGAUCUAGGUUUUGCUAUGAAACUUCAAGGUUCUAAAUAUUUCUGUAAUGGUGAAACACAGCAUGCAGAAACAAAGUCCAUUAAUGAUGUAGGAACAUUACGUUACAUGGCACCAGAAGUUCUCGAAGGAGCUGUGAAUCUAAGAGACUGUGAAAGCUCAUUAAAGCAGAUAGAUGUGUAUGCCCUAGGUCUAGUGCUUUGGGAGCUAGCUACUCGCUGUUCAGACCUUUAUCAGCCAAAUGCAGAAGUACCUCCAUACCGCUUACCCUUUGAAGCUGAAGUUGGACACCAUCCAACAUUUGAGCAAAUGCAGGGCCUAGUGACGAGGCAUAAAGCUCGCCCCCUAUUCCCUGAGACAUGGUGGGAUUGGGCAGGUGUACGUCUUCUCAGAGAGACUGUAGAGGACUGUUGGGACCAAGAUGCAGAGGCGCGUCUUACUGCUCUGUGUGUGCAGGAACGCCUCUCAGAGCUUCCUGGUCUUUGGGACCGGCAGCGUGCAACAAUGUAUGUAUCUGGUGUUAGUCCAACUGUGAACCCUACAUUUCCAAGCAGUGGAAGUGGAGGCACUGUGACUCAAUCCAAUGCAACUGGUGGGCAAUCUCAGCGUUGCAGUGCCACUAACAAUAACAUCAACAAUUAUAGUGUGGCUGGUGGGGCUGCAGUUCUAGGCUCUGGUUGUCAGACACAAGAAUGCAGCAGACCUUUGCUCAUGGAGCCUUCUGAAGAUAAUAGUAUUUCUGCGAGACCUGUGAGCCAGAUGAGUUCAUCCUAUGGUAAAGAAGCUCGGGAAUCAACUGUUUCAGAGGGCACUGUAGAGACAAUGGUUACAAUGUCUCCAUCUGAACCUCAAGUUCUAGACACUUUUAAGAACUCAAAUAUGGCAAAUGGGAAUAUUGGACAUGGAGGCUACGCCUAUUCCUUCAAUAGUGGCAACAACCUGCAGCCAUCAGUUCCACAGUCAUGCUGCUAUCCUUCUAGUCCUCCAUGUGGGGGUCCUUUACAAGCCUUUCAGGGUCGUAACCCAUGUAUGGAGCGGAACCUAAUGCUGGCAGCAGGUUCUGAGGAAGAACUAUCAUGCAGGGGAAACACGCUUGUGGAUCGCUCCCUGAAACAUGCUUAUGAGAGUCAGGCUUUGGUAUCUCAUGACUUUCUAGCAGCUGCUGUGGCUGCCACAGCUGGACCCAAUUCUGCUGCCCCUGUUCCUACUGGUCCACUCAGUACAACUGGCCCACGACCUGCUACUCCCAUUCCAUAUGUACAAAAUGCUGUAUACGAUUUGUAUAGCACACAACCUAAACAACCUAAUAUUCCGGGGAAUGGUAACUCUUCUGCUGCUGCUACUACUGCUACUUCUGUUGACUCUUCAGGGAGAACAUCGCGCUGGCCCUCUUGGGGUGGCCUUAAGCGCCUCCUCAAUUCCAAGAAGCAGCUUUUGUUUGGACGAGAUAGAAUAUCAAGCAGUGGAAGUUAUGACCCACCUGUGUCUUCUCCUCCAGGGUAUUACCCCAAAGACCCAGAUUUCAAUGAUUGUGAUGAUGUGAAAUCAAACCUUUUGAUCCAUCAGAAUGGUUUAGUGGCUUUAGCUGAACCCAUGAAGAAGUCACCUAUAAUCAUGGACACACAGGUGUGUCUCCUACCACCCAGCAAAACAGGUGCAGGAAAGACAUCAGAUGGUGUUGUCACCUCUGUUACAUCACCAAGCAGUCACCACACCACCUCAUCACCUCCUCCCCCACCUCCCCUGGAAAGCAGUGAUGAUAGCAGAGCCAAGCAGCAGCGAAGACCAUCCACAUUGCCUCUUGUGCCAGUGAAGACUUCGAAUGAAGCCCCAAUGGACCGUGGAAGUAUUGAAGAGCAAUUUCAAAAAGUGUUUGGCUCCAAUUCAAGAUCUGAAUCUUCACGCAGAUUGAAGGAUCCAAGUUUACGUGUGAAAACGCCGGGUGAUGUUCCUCCAUCAGUACGACGCUUGCGCAGUCGUGGUGCAAAAGGGUCUACUACUGCACGAUUUUCAUUGUAUGAUGACCGAAUGAUGUCAGGAGGAGUUAGUGGGUUGGAUGAAGAGCUGAUAGGAUCUGCACCUGAUAUUAGUCAUAAGUCUUCUGCAGGAUCUGCAACAGCAAUUUCAGUAACAAAGCAGUCACCUCCAGGCAUUCUUAAAAGCAGCAGCAGAGAACUGCGAGCCAGUACAAGCUCAGCUUCCAGCUUCUGAUGGGCAUAAUAAUUCUUAUUUGUAUUGGAUGAUGAGCAGUUUUAACAUCACUGAUGAAUUAGACUGUCAAACAACGUAGACAAACUUUUUGCUUGUGCGUCAUGACUUUAAAUGUAAUUUAAGGGCAGUUGAAUUUUUGAGCUAGCAAUUCCAUAUACCAUAUCUCAGGUCAGUAUCUGUUCUAAGAGAUAUGAGAGAUCUAAGAACACAGGUGUCAAGUUGUUCAUUUUCGGGCGAAAUAAUGACGUUUGGAGAUUGAAAUGCCUCAUCGCUCGAAGUAAUUUAAAAGUGUAGAUACAAAUGUAAUAUAUUUUGGACCAUAUGUUGAUAUGUUACGGUUCUAAUAUGAGAAGACUUUUCAUUUCUCUAAAAUUAUUGUUGAAACUAUGGUUUCUUUUGUUGAAAGUUGAAUAGUGUCAUUUGAAACAUGAAUAGAAAAAGUUGAUUGAUAGUUUAAUUUUGAGAUCAAGGUCACGAAUUCAGAUUUGCGCAGUACAUUUUAUGGGGAUUGUAGUUUUCUUGCUUGAAGACUGUAAAUGAACAGAGCAAUCAGUUCAAGGUAACUUAGCCUAACCCAUUUGUGGUCCUAAUAAUUCACACAGUGCUUCCCCAACAGCUCUGAUAUAAAUCUCAUGCACGGCACACUUGUGACAGAGGAGGAGGAGGAGCAAGUGGGAAUGGAGGUAGUGUGUGUUUUUGUGUAGAGAAAAAAAAAACAUUGUUCAUGUAACUAUUACUUGAUACUAGUAAUGUCCAACUCGUAAAUUAAGUCAAUGGGUCUCCAGAAAAAUGCAAAACUUAUGUCCAAGUCUUGCUCAACAUCAGUUUUUUGAUGUUACACUACUCUGGGCAUAUUUCUGCUGAAGGCAACAAAUCAAGUUGAUGUAGCUCUUAAGAUUGACAGGGCUUGGAGGUGUCUUGCAAAGCUAGUAUGUGAAAGCAGUCUUUAUUAUGAGAGGGUAUGCAGAAAACUUAAGGAAGAUGAAGAGAUAUCAAAAAGGUAAAUUCUGCAAUCUCUCAUGAAAAUAUAGAGAAGUAGGUGACUUUACAGUAAUGUCUUUUAUGUCCAUUUUCUACCAAUUCAUGUUAAUAUUUUGAGACUGAUCAGUAACACUCAUGAAAGACUACACAAAUUAUAGAAUUGAAGGUGAAUUAGUUUGUGUUGACAAACUUCCACCUUUCUACAAUUAUUGUAUGUUUUAGAAGUAGUAAUAAGGGACUACAAAAAAUGAUCAGAAUAUAUGUAAGGUGGUUAACAUGAGGCAUCUAUGCAACAAAUGGUCGAAGAUUCGUUUAUUGUAAAAAAAAAAAAAUGUUUUAUUUUAAUGAUGAUUGUGGUCUUUCAAGAUCCUUUCCAUAGGACUCUGCUCAAGACUCUUGAGUUUGCCUCCUUAUGUCUGUCUUCUGUGAUAAAAAGAUAGAAGAAAUCUUAAGGUAAAACAUUUUGAAUGUUAUUUACUUAAAUAACAUGAAUUUUUGUGUCUGAAUUAAUAAUGCUCCUGACAGGGAUUGAAUCCCAGUGAUGGUGAUGAGUAGAAUAGUGAUGUAAUAGAAGUUGAAUAUGCCAGUCUUAGGAUGUCUUUGUUCGUUUUAAAACUGAUAUAACUGGAGUAAACAAAUGUGUAAUUACAAAUAGAACAUUGACAUUGUGUUAGAAAAGGAUACUUCAAUCCUUUAGACAUUAUUUUAGCCUGAGACAAGUCUUUUUUUAAAAGCCAGUAAUUUACUGUCUUAUGUUAAUAUCAAGAAGUACUGUUGUAAUCUCUUUGCACUUCUAUGUCUUUUGCCCUGAAUUUAGUCUUGGAAUGAUUGUGUUAUGUAUACACAUACUUGCUAAUUCCAGUUUUUUCCCCUGUGACAAUAAAUAUAAUGAAUUUGAAAGUGCACGAGGACUCAACAAUGAGCCAUUAUUGGUCUUAUUAUCAUGCCAGUGCAUUUCCAUGUAAUUCAAAUCUGUGUUGUCACAUAUACUCAUUUUUGUUGACUUAGAGUGGUCUAGAAAAGGGCAUUGGACAGAAUGGGGUAAUUGUAGAUUAUGAUUAAUCUCGAUCAUGUUAUGAUUGAGAUCAUAUAAUUAUUGUUACAGUGAGAUAUAAUGGAUAGGACUGGUGUUGUUUAUCACAAAAGGAGUUGCUUCUGGUGAUUGUGGAAAGAAAGCAUGAUUUUGACUGGAACCAUUCUGAUUUCAAUCUCCACACUGUGUUUUAUGACUUUUUUAUAGUUGGUUGCAUGAAUGAAACACUGUGCAUAUCUUUAAAGCUUUGCUAGGAAGUCAUUGAAUUGUGAAGUCUCUGCAGUUGGAGAAAAUACUCGCAAAUAAAGUAACGGACUCAAGGUUUAGUAAACAGAUUAAAAUUCAAACAUGUUUGCCUGUUUAAUUUAACUUUCUAGUUUAGAUUUUUAUCACAAUUGGUGUUUCAAGUUGUUCUAAACCAAUCUUCAUGAUUAUAUUUGAAACAAAUACUAAUUCAUAUUUGUAGAUUGUGACUAAGCUGUAUGAAGAGAGCCACGAAUAGAAAAGAAGUGCUCCUCCUACAGCAUUGUGCUGAAUUCUGAAAGUUACAUUAGUGUGAAAUUGGAGGAUGCACGAGUUAUCAAGUUUUCAAUUGGAUCUGCAUGUGGUAUUGGGCACAGAGAGGGCACAAAAAUAGCACAAAUAAAAUGUGCAUUAUUAUUAGAAGUUUUAAUGAUAAUCUAGACAGAACAGUUAUUUGUUUACCUAAGUCAAACAAGUAUUUCUUGCUAUGUUGUGGGUAUGUGUGGGCAUGUGUGGGCCUUCGUCAGAAACUUUCCUUUUUCAGUCUCUAUGUUUAGCAUUGUUAAUUGUAAAUUGGUGUUGGCUGUCUUUCUGUCAGGUCUUCAUUAUACUAUUAUUGAUGUAUGUAUAUAUGCUUGCAUGUGGACAUAUGUACAUGCAUG
This is a messenger RNA of Gryllus bimaculatus (two-spotted cricket), 5898 nucleotides long. NCBI's taxonomy places the organism in Eukaryota, Metazoa, Arthropoda, Insecta, Orthoptera, Gryllidae. The record is from the annotation of a GenBank genome assembly.